AUGUCGGCCGAAGCGUCCACGGCUGCGCAAGAACUGGCCGAAACCGAGCAACAAUUGGCGGACGUGGAAGAACUCUUGCGGGCUGCUCCGGAAGAUCUGUCGUUGCAGAGCCUGCGCUCGGACUUGCAACAACUUUUGGAAAUCACGCGGCUAUCGUCAGCCCCAUCACAAUCAUCACCUCCCCCCUUCGCAUCGUCCAUAUCCGCAGCGAUCACUACUGAUACCAGUCCCAUAGCCAAAAGACCUGUGGACGCAUCCGGCACCAACGUCGACGACGACAACGGUGAUAACGACGGUCCUUCCCAUCCCCACGGCGGCAACGAUGACGCUGAUACGCAUGAACCUGCCAAAAAGAAAAAGAAAAAAGAGAAAUUGCUUCGUGACUUUGCCGUGCCGUCCCACCUGAUUCCCUUGGAUACGGACAGUGAAGCGGAACGCAAUCGCAAACGUCGCGCGCUAAAAUCCCUCAAAAGUAAACACCGAGAACAACAAAAACACCAACAAGCCAAUCAGAAACAGAAAUCUUGGCAAUCCUUUCAGAAGAAAAAGGGGCAUACGGACACCAGCAGCAUGUUUGCCACGACCGACGCCAAAGUAGGCGUCGUAGCCGCGUCAACUGGAGGCCGACAAUGGACCGACUUUGCGGAACGCCAGCGCCACGCCAAAAAGUAA
Molecule: messenger RNA, 672 nt
Organism: Phaeodactylum tricornutum CCAP 1055/1
Lineage: Eukaryota; Bacillariophyta; Bacillariophyceae; Surirellales; Neidiaceae
Exons: 1
Coding region: 1-672 (223 amino acids)
Source: RefSeq, a predicted model, not a curated record